AAUUCAGAGGAAUUUUGAAGUUUGAAAAAAGUGAAAGUGAAAAUGCAGUCAAUGAAGGAAACAGCAGCCAACAUUGCAGCCUCUGCAAAAGCUGGAGUGGAGAAGACGAAGGCCACUGUACAAGAAAAGGUGGAGAAGAUGCAAGCUCAUUCUCCAAUGGAGAAAGCAAUGGCGACGGAGAAGAAAGAAGAGAGGCUAACACAAGCAGAAAUCAACAAGCUGGAGACCAUGAAGCACAAUGCAGCAGCAAGACAUUCUCCCAAAGGUGGUGCCAGCGAUCCAGUUUUCACAGGAACCAGCCCUACCGGAGUAGAUAAUAGUUACAUAACACUCGGUGCAACUACUAGUCCCACCGGGACCGCCUCAUAUUCAACCAUCGGGGAGCACGGCUGGUCCACCAGGGGCCACCAGAUGUCCGCAAUGCCCGGACAUGGAACCGGGCAGCCCAUGGGCGGCCACGUGGUUGAAGGGCUGGUCGAUUCUCACCCAAUCGGAUGGAACAGCGGGACAGGGCGGACCAUGGCUCAUAACACUCGAGCCGGCGCUAACCCAUCGGGUCCGUACGACAGUACCGGUGUAGAUAAUAGUUACAUAACACCCAGUGCAACUAUUAAUCCCACUGGGACCGCCUCAUAUUCAACCACAGGUGAACACGGCUUGUCCACGGGGGGCCACCAGAUGUCCGCAAUGCCUGGACAUGGAACCGGGCAACCCGCAGGCGGCCACGUUGUUGAAGGGGUGGUCGAGUCUCACCCAAUAGGAAUGAACAGUGGGACGGGGCGGACCAUGGCUCAUAACACUAAAGCCGGCGGGAAUCCACCCGGUCCGUACCACGGUACCGGUGGCUCUUACAGUUAA
Molecule: messenger RNA, 858 nt
Organism: Pistacia vera
Lineage: Eukaryota; Viridiplantae; Streptophyta; Magnoliopsida; Sapindales; Anacardiaceae
Product: 18 kDa seed maturation protein-like
Exons: 2
Coding region: 43-858 (271 amino acids)
Biological process (GO): embryo development ending in seed dormancy
Source: RefSeq, a predicted model, not a curated record